AUGGAGGAUGUUUCGGAAGGAACGACAGAGAACAUUUACGAAUCUCCAACUGGAGACGCUACUAGUACAUCAGAAAACAGAGACGUUUCCGAGAGGGAACUCUUCGAACGACAGAGAAAUCGUUCGUAUUUAACUAAAGAUUUUGCGUUUUUUAUCGCAGCGACAAUCGCCACGUGUUUAUAUCUUCUCUUUGGCGCUGACAUAUUCCGCAAGUUCGAAGAAGAGAGGGAGGUGGCGUUCAGGGAUAACGUGACCGAGGUUUACGACCGUAUACGCAUGCAAUACGGCGUAACGAAAGAAGAUUGUGAUGCCAUGUCCGACUCAUAUGAUCAUUCGUGCUUAACAAUGACGAAAUCUGUUAAGCAGCGCAUACACUGGGAUUUUAUGGGAGCUAUCUUCUUCGCCACUGAAGUGGUAUCGACAAUAGGUUUGGGUCAAACUGCUCCCAAGACGUAUUAUGGACGUUUAUUCUGCAUGGUAUAUUGCAUACCCGGUAUUGCACUGUUUAUAUUAUUUGUCAUCACUCUGCUGGAAAGGUUCUUAGCCUUGUUCGCCUACGCCAAGAGAAAGGUGGUAUACUUUAUCAGGCACUUGCGAGGCCAAAACAAAUAUAAUAUAUCCCCACCACCGACUCGGCUGGAGACCACCGUGUUAUUCGUAGUUGCCUAUAUCGUGCUAUGCUGUUUAUCAGCAUUUCUUUAUCAACACACUGAAGAUUGGAACUACUUUGAAAGCUUUUAUUUUGCGUUUUCCACUUACACAACUAUUGGUUUUGGAGACUAUGUGCCAGUGAGUACAAUCGAUAUUGGAUCACAUGAUAUAGCGUACCACGUGGUGAAUAAUGUAAUGACGUUGUUUGGCGUCUCAAUAGGAAUACCGUGUCUGACUUUCAUCUCGAAAGCUAUCAAGCAAGGCGUGCUGGGCAGUCUGAUGGAGGACGUUUUUAGCAAAAAGGAACAGGAAGUCAAGAAACUUGACGGACAUUGUCCCGCAUGUGAGAAAAAAUACGAAGAAUCUGCGCGUGAGCUGGAGGAAGGACGCCACAUUGGUUUAUUUUUGUCACUCACAGCAGAGCAGAAUAUUCGUAUGAUAACUUUACUGAUCGCCAUAUUUAUUUACUGUGUACUUGGUUCGUGUGUAUUUCCGGAACUGGAACGAGACUUCAUACAAGAGAUAUUUGAGAAUAAAAUAUUACUUGAAGAGAUGAGAGUCAAAUAUUCAAUUGCAGCAGAAGACCUGGCCGACAUAGAUGCUGCUCAAUCCAUGGCUUGUUUUGGUCUGACUGCCCCAAUGAACUUCAAGUCAAGAGCAUUUCUCAUAUGUUACGCUUCUUUUGGAAUUCCAUUGAUGUUUAUGUUUUUGAAUCUAUUAUCUGAACACCUCGUCGUGCUCGUUACCAGCGUUUCACGCCUCAUCAAAUACUUACCUAUAGUCACGUACAACAAAUUAUUUCCGCCAGCGCCCCUCCAGCAGUUUCACCUAUCACCAGAAGAUGGCAUCAACGCAAGCACCUCUCCAUCAUUAACGACAAAACCGUUAAGUUCGACUACAGAUCAAACACACCCAAGUUCAGAAACAUGCAAACAUAGGUGUGGACAGUCAAAACUCAAUUCUAGUGUAGACUCAUUUGCUUCGAUGUCAUUAAACAAUUAUGGAGUGAAGUUUAUUUCAAGUGAUGUAAACUUGUCAAGGGUAGAUAGUGAUAUCUCAGCCAUCGAAGGGAAAUCUCUACCAUGCUCGCCCACUAAUUCCCCUGCUAAUAUCGACCCAGUGCCUACAAUACAUUAUGUAAACGAAACAGAGGCAACGAGUUACGAUACAUUCUCCAUCUCCGGGGACUCCACGUCUUGUGAAUCCAUUAGUGAGAUUACAUCCAGUAGUAGUGCUUUUGUUUCAAGCUCUUCCGUAACACAAGAGUCAACACCGUGUACGAGUUUUGACGGCAGUAUUCACAUGUCACAGACGUCUGCCAUAUGGGAGAAAUUUUCUAGCACCAAAAGUGAGAUGAGAGAACCAACACCAACCCAACCAACCCCCAAACCGCCCACAAAAUAUUUAUAUUUCAAUAGGAAUCUUACAAGCUAUCAAAUCAUGUUAUCCACGUGUGUGGUGUUCAUUGCCACAGUGACUACUGGGACAUUGGUGUACUCUAAAGCUGAAAACUGGACAUAUUUUGAAGCCUGUUACUUUUCCAUCAUAUCGUUCACCACCAUCGGUUUCGGGGACUACGUGACAGCCGUUAAAACGAACGAUUAUUACACUAAUACGCUGGGUACAAAUGUCGGUAAUAACUACGUCGUUAUCAACGUCUCACUACAGUUGAUAGGAGUCAGCAUCACGUUCUUAUUAAUUCAGUGUUUGGCUUUCUUUUUCAAAGAGGCCAUAGAUGCGUUGAUAGAUAAGAUUGGUUAUAUUUGUAAAAAGACGUUUCGUACGUGGUGCAGAAAAAGACGUGCGACAGUCGUCGUGGAUAGUGAGGGCGCUCCACCGAGUCCUCCUGUUUGUCAGUACUGCAGAAAGAUCGCCAAGUCGAUGAGAGAGAGUCGUCAUAUAUACACAGCAAUUAUAAAAUAA
Messenger RNA from Saccoglossus kowalevskii, 2574 nucleotides. RefSeq lists its product as uncharacterized. Gene Ontology annotation, cellular component: plasma membrane. Lineage: Eukaryota; Metazoa; Hemichordata; Enteropneusta; Harrimaniidae. The record is from RefSeq and is a predicted model, not a curated record. Gene Ontology annotation, biological process: stabilization of membrane potential; potassium ion transmembrane transport. Gene Ontology annotation, molecular function: outward rectifier potassium channel activity; potassium ion leak channel activity.